This is a messenger RNA of Symbiodinium sp. CCMP2592, 780 nucleotides long. The record is from the annotation of a GenBank genome assembly. NCBI's taxonomy places the organism in Eukaryota, Dinophyceae, Suessiales, Symbiodiniaceae.
AUGCGGGCUUUAGCCGCCCGCCCUUGGCUCCUUGUUCUCGCGAUGGCGGCCGUAGGAGAUUCGGCAGGUGCACCGAUUGCCAUCGUCACCGGAGGAAAUACCGGCAUCGGCUAUUACACCGCAGGCCAGCUCGCCUCUGUUGGCUAUGCCGUGGUCAUUGGCUGUCGCAGUGUUGCUCGUGGAGAGGCGGCUGCUGCGGCCCUUACAGAGGCAGGAGGCGACGUCAUCAAUCGACAGCUCGACCUCUCCUCCUUCGCUUCCGUGCUGAAAUUCGCAGAGGAGGUGAAACACAUGGACGGCGAGCUGACGCUGCUGGUCUGCAAUGCCGGCCUCAACUCUGCGUCGGCUGAGCAGGAGCCAUCCCGACAGCUGUCGUCGGAUGGUGUGGACAAGCUUUAUCAGACGAACUACCUGUCGCACUUUCUCCUGACCCUGUUGUUGCUGCCGCUGCUCCGUCGAGCCAAGGGGCGUGUGAUCAACGUUUCCUCGGUCGUCCACAGAAGCGCUUCAUUGGACGACUUUAGCAUCACACGAGAAAUUCGAGAUCCAUAUGUCUCACUCUACGGGCUUUCCAAACUUGCACAGAUUGUGUCGAGCUACGCGCUCCACAAGCGUUAUGGCGAGGAUGUCGCUUUCCACUGUGUCAACCCGGGCGGUGUCAAAUGUCUGAAACUUGCUUCGCUGGUGUACGGAGGGAUUUCUGGCACUCUCGUGAAGUUGCAUCUGACAUUUGGCGGGGGUAUGCGGGAUGGCAACAGGCUGUUUUCUCCCGACUUCUGA